CUUGUGUUAAGAUAUCAUUGAACAAAGAAUCGCGUUAAGUCAAACUUCUGUUCCACUCAACCAUUUAAGCUGUAUAUACAUUAUGGAUUUGGGAGACACUUAUGAAGAAAGUGAUAAGUUAACGAUUAUGCCUCUUGGGGCUGGUCAAGAAGUUGGAAGGUCAUGUAUACUGUUAACAUUUAAAGGGAAGAAGAUAAUUCUGGAUUGUGGUAUACAUCCUGGCUUACGCAACAGAGAAAGCCUGCCAUUCAUUGAUGCAAUCCCGGAUAUCCAAACGACAGACCUUAUUUUAAUUAGUCACUUUCAUCUUGAUCACUGUGGAGGGCUUCCACAUUUGCUUUUAAAGACUGGAGCUAAGUCAAAAUGUUACAUGACACACGCAACGAAAGCCAUUUAUCGUUAUUUGCUUGCUGACUUUGUUCGUGUUAGCAAUUCUGGUGGCCUACCGGAUCAAUUAUUGUACAGUGAUCGAGACAUAGUAGCUAGCUUAGACCAUAUUGAUACCAUAGAUUUUCACCAAGAACUUGAAGUUAACGGGAUAAAGUUUUCUGCCUAUCAUGCUGGACAUGUGUUAGGUGCAGCGAUGUUUCUAAUAGAAAUUGCUGGUGUAAAAAUUUUAUAUACUGGAGAUUUCAGCCGACAAGAAGAUAGACAUUUAAUGUGUGCUGAAAUUCCGCCUAUACGCCCAGACGUUCUGAUAACCGAAGCUACUUAUGGUAUCCAUAUCCAUGACAAACGAGAAGAAAGAGAAGCUAGGUUUACUAGCUUAGUUCACGAUAUUGUCACUCGUGGAGGGCGCUGUUUGAUUCCAGCAUUCGCACUUGGCAGAGCCCAAGAAUUAAUGUUGAUUCUUGAUGAAUAUUGGGACAAUCAUCCAGAACUGCACGACAUACCCAUUUAUUAUGCCAGUCAGCUCGCACGGAAAUGUAUGGCAGUUUACCAAACGUAUAUUUAUGCCAUGAACGAACGAAUUCGCAACCAGUUAGCAAACAACAAUCCAUUCUGUUUCCGACACAUAUCCAAUUUAAAGAGUAUUGAACAUUUUGACGAUUCUGGUCCAUGUGUGGUUAUGGCCAGUCCUGGAAUGAUGCAAUCUGGUCUUAGUCGAGAGCUAUUUGAGAAUUGGUGCACAGACAAACGUAAUGGAGUAAUUAUUGCAGGCUAUUGUGUCGAGGGUACUCUGGCGAAACAAAUUUUAUCUCUACCGACUGAAGUACCUACAAUGUCAGGUCAAAUGUUACCACUGAAAUGUUCAGUAGAUUAUAUUAGUUUCUCUGCUCAUACUGACUAUCAACAGACGAGUGCAUUUAUCAGAGAAUUAAAACCAAGCUAUGUCGUAUUAGUACACGGAGAACAAAACGAAAUGUUACGGUUAUGUGGGGCUUUACAAAGGGAGUAUGAAGAUGAUGAAACAUGUAGACUGGAAAUAUUUACACCUAAAAACUGUGUCCCGGUUAAUCUACGUUUUCGUGGUGAGAAAGUUGCUAAAAUUUUGGGCAGUCUUGCCCAUAGUGCUCCUAAAGAAGGUCAAACUAUUUCAGGAGUACUUGUAAAGAAAAAUUUCGCAUAUCAUAUUUUAACACCUGGUGAAUUACCGACAUACACUGAACUAGCUACAACUGUAGUAAAUCAAGUCAUUUCUAUUCCAUUUACUGGUAGUGCUAAUCUUUUGAAAUUUCAUUUGGCUUUACUUGCUGGUAGCGUGGAAACGGUAUCUCAAAAAUCAGAUAAUGUACAAUAUCGUGUAUUUGAUGCAAUUAAUAUUACUUGGCGACCACAACAGAUAACUAUGGAAUGGCAAUCCAAUCCUACAAGUGACAUGUAUGCGGAUGCUGUACAGAAUGUUAUUUUACGUGCUGCUAUGCAAGGAAUGCCUCCUAGAGGUUUACCUCAUCUUAUUGAGCCGAACAAAGAACAAUUUCGAUCUGCCCUCGAAGUAGCACUUCAAGAUGCAUUCGGUAUUGACUGUUUAGAAGAAGAGAUAAUUAAGCCUGAUGCUAAUCAUGUUAUAGUGCAUGUUGAUUCUCAUGUCGCUGAAGUGAAUCUAUGCGAUUUAAUAACGUAUUCAUCGCGCGAGCUAAAGGUUUUGGGUUCUAUCUACGGUGGGGUCGUGGCUUUAGAUCGUUGUGAAGUCCAUACUCAUACGGAAUAUUCGCCUGGUGCUCCUUCGUUUCCAAUGGCUUCCCACCUGAUGUCAGUAUGUGACGAAAACUGACUUACGUAUUUAUGCUUUGGCAUUCAUUGUCAAAUUUGGUUUGCAAUAAUUAUUCACGAAAAAAUAUGCUUUUUGGUCAUUUGUACAGCUUUUCUCUCAUAAAACGUCUUCAAAUUAACAAAUAUCUGUGACGGGAAUCAUUUCUCUUCAUCUACUUGUUAUUGAUCUGAUAAUUAACUAGUUGGUUAAUAAUAUUUAUCUUAAACAUAUGCUGUACAUAAGAUUUAAGCCUACGUUGUUUGAUGAAGUCUCUCGAGACGCUACAAAUAGCACCCUCUAACACCAAGUUAUGUAUAUGACGUAGUCUUUCAACGAAAAACAGUGGUAUUCUUGUCGAUCUAUUUCAAACCUGUUGUAUGGCAACUAUGUACAUCACGAUUACUGUAAUCAGUUAUUAAUAUUUAUGAUAGAACUCAUUGUAAUAGGAUUUUCUUUUAAUAUUAUAUUGUAGUCCGUCUCGUGUAAAACUAAUCCAAGAUUGGAGCAUAUUCUUCAAGUUAUGGUCAAUCGAUUAAACCACUGUAUUUCAGCUAUGUGAAUAUCACUGUGAAUUAAUUAUUUUGUAAAUUAUAAUCUUUUCCACAGAAA
This is a messenger RNA of Schistosoma bovis, 2803 nucleotides long. The record is from the annotation of a GenBank genome assembly. NCBI's taxonomy places the organism in Eukaryota, Metazoa, Platyhelminthes, Trematoda, Strigeidida, Schistosomatidae.